Malassezia pachydermatis is the source of this 657-nucleotide messenger RNA. Its product is annotated as nucleoside-diphosphate kinase. The record is from RefSeq and is a predicted model, not a curated record. Lineage: Eukaryota; Fungi; Basidiomycota; Malasseziomycetes; Malasseziales; Malasseziaceae. Gene Ontology annotation, molecular function: nucleoside diphosphate kinase activity. Gene Ontology annotation, biological process: UTP biosynthetic process; GTP biosynthetic process; CTP biosynthetic process. The coding region runs from base 1 to 657 and encodes 218 amino acids. The transcript has a single exon.
AUGUUCGCCAAGGUUGCUUCGUCUGCUGCUCUUCGCGGUGCUGCCCGCACGUUCUCGACGCGCGCUGCGCCCAUGGCCUCGCGUGUGUCGCCUGUGGCCGUGGCUGCGGCUGCAGGUGUGGUGGGCGCCUCGCUGUGGGCGCUGCCGCAGCUCCAGCUGGAAGGCCCGCGCACCAUCGCUGGUGAGUACAAGACAGCGAGCGAGCGCAGCUUCAUCAUGAUCAAGCCGGAUGGUGUGAGCCGUCAGCUGGUCGGCAAGAUUGUGGACCGCUUUGAGUCGCGUGGCUACAAGCUCGUCGCUAUCAAGUCGGUGAUCCCCUCGGAGGAGCUCGCGAAGCAGCACUACGCUGACCUCUCCGCUCGUCCCUUCUUCCCUGCGCUGGUGAAGUACAUCACACAGGGCACGCCUGUGAUUGCGAUGGUCUGGGAAGGCAAGGAUGUCAUUCGUCAGGGCCGCCGCAUGGUCGGCGCGACCAACCCGCUGGAGGCCGACCCUGGCUCGAUCCGCGGUGAAUUUGCCGUGAGUGUGGGCCGCAACAUUAUCCACGCCUCGGACGGCUUCGAGUCGGCGACCAAGGAGAUUGGUCUGUGGUUCAACGAGAAGGAGCUCGCUGUGUACGAGCCGAUUACGUGGUCGCAGGUUAUGGCUGACAACUAA